AUGCUAGUGGUCCCAGAGUUGAGUUACGGUGAUGCGACGAAGAGGAAUGGGGGUUGCAGUGUGGGUUUUGGUGUCAGUGGUAAGGGAAGGGGGAUUGUUUGGCGGGAGCUCGGUUACCUGGUCGGAUUGAAGAGGGAGCUGGACUCCUCGGUGGGAUCAGCCCAGGGCUCUCUCUCUCUCUCCCUCCCUCUCUCUGUGUGUGGGAGAUGCCUUGAGCUUCGGUUCUUUUGUCUGGGGCUCGUCGCUCGGCGAUGGGGAAGACUCGGAGCCCGGGGGUCGCGCCGGGGGAGCUUUGUGCCGCCGGCUGGCGUGUGGUUGCAGCGGUCCCGGGAUGUUUAUUGUUCUGAAGCCCAGCGCUCGGGACCUGGGGCUGGGGGCGGCUUGAUCGCUCGGAUUCGGCCCCGGCUGCGAGGGGACGGGGAGGAGGGGGCUGGGGAGGGAGGGAGGUGGGGGGACAUGUACCCGGCUCAGGGCCCCUUCUACUGGGCUCCCGUGGCCGUGAAGGGGUCCCGGACGGGCUGGGAGCUGUGCCGCUCGGAGGCCGGCGGCCGGACGCCCCUGGAAGGGGGAGCGGGGGAGGGUACCUCGGCCACGGCGGGCGGCGGGGGAGAGCGCACGGCCAGUCCCGGUCCCGGGAAGAGGAAGGGCUGCAGCCCCGAGGAGAUCCACUUGGCCGGGUGGGGGUCCGAGAUCCUUCAGCGGGAGAGGGAGGCUGCCAGGGAGGUGGAGAGGCAGCAGAGGGUCGAGCGGCAGGCGACCGACAUCGCCCUCAAGUACAUCCGCCCGGAUCAGUGCCUGAAGUACAUCAGGGUGUGCGUGGACCCGGCUAUUCUGCAGGAGACUGGUGGAUAUGUGCUGCUGGAUGUGUUGAACUCGCUGGAAUCAGAGUAUAGCAUUGAACCUCAGUCAGUACCUUCCACCAUUACAUGGAGAAGAGAAUUGCCUCAAGUCAUCUUAGAUGAGCUGUCUGAAGAGAAUAAAAAUGUGUACAAGUCUAAGGAAGAAAAUCAAAUUUUAGUGCUGCUUUCACCAAAUUACUUCCUUAACAUGGUGUGGUCACAUAAACAGAAAAUGAAAGGCAUUUUCAUGGAAAACAUCUGUGAAACAUUUGACAGUUUUAUAAUGAGAGUUCUGGGCAAGCGGUUUCAUAGAACAGCCACGCUGGCUGUCAUUGGAUUGGAUACCUACACAAGGGAGAAAGGGCUCUACAGUCCAGUGAAACGGCAGCAGAAUUCAGAAAACAACAGGGAUGAAGAUUCAGAGUCUUGGGUUAGCAAGGAGCUUGGGUUGACCUGCACAGAUUUGGAUGAGGUACAGGUGGCUUUACAGCUGCAAACACACACAACAGUUUGGUUCUUAGAGAACUGGCAACAAUUUGCCGAUCACGUUGCAACGCUUACAAAGGCUAUAGCUCGAUCCCCUUUCAAAAAGCAGACUGAGAAAAUGACCUUCUCCUUCUGCCCUGAUGGAACGUGGUCCACUGGUGUGAAAGUGGAUAAGGAUGGAAAGGGCCUCCUGAAAUUGUGGAAAAAACAGCUUCAGCAGCUCAACAGGAUCACCCAACCAGUGGCAAUGGCAAUAGCCCAAGCCUACCCUACACCACAGCUGCUCCUACGGGCUUAUAGACAAUGUACUACAGAAUGGGAGAAGCAGAACCUGUUAUCAGAGGUUAAAGUACAAGCUGGAGGAAAACGUGUGGAUCGGCGAGUUGGACCAGACAUAUCCCGCAGCAUUAGAACACUAAACUACUUAGUGAGAACCUGCUACAAGGACAGCUCUGCUCCAAUGAGGGACAGAUGACUUUUACAGCUUUCCACCACAGGAUUAUCACCCACAAAAGUGAACUAUAUUCUGGAGCUGAGGCAGCAUAAAUGCCUGAAGUGGAUAAAAUGAUACUGUUCAAAAAUCUGAAAGAAGUUUUACAGUCUAAAAUACUUCCAUGUCCUCCAUUGCUGCCAGAUUUGCAAGCAGAUGAACAGGAAACAGAAAGUAAAAUUUAAAUGAAACUAGGAAUUAAAAAAAAGAUUGAAUUAAAGUACAAUUUGAUUAAAUACAUUUAUCUGUGGAAUAAAAGAUAGUUAAUUACCUUGAAAGCAAGAAUAAAAGGUUUGCUGGAGAAGAGUUGUAAGCACAUUAGUAAGAAAUAUUGGAGGAAACUCCUUUAUUAAAUUUCUGUGAACAAAUACUUAAGUUAAACUUGAAAAACCAAUUUGAAAAAAGUGGGAUUAAAUAUGAUAAAAGCAAAUAAGCAAGGAAUUGUUCACAGAGACGAAGUUCAAAAGUUACCAUGACAAUCAGUGAUGUUAUUCCCUUUCAUUCCAACAAAGGAGACUACAACUCAAAAGCAAUUGAAACUCCAGUGGGAAUGACCUAUUUGAUUGGGAGCUGUCUAAAGUUUGUCCAGAACACAAAGAUGGGCUAACAGUUGCUAUAAGUUAUGGUUUUAAAAUUGAUCCACUUAUUCUGGAGUGCCAAAGGUUAUAAACUUGACCAAGAUAAGGUUUACACACAGACAAUGCUACAAGAGAAAAACAAAUUAUUUGAAGGUGCUAAGAGUUGUGAAAAAGAGUCUCACAGAAAUUAAGGAAGCUAAGAGCGAGAAUAACUUUAAAACUGUUUUAGUUUAGAUCUGCUCAGGAAUAAAGUUAAAUCUGUCCUAAAUCAAACCUUGUCACGGUCAGUCUUAGCCUGAAUUCUUUUUUUUGCCCUACCAACUAGACCUGAAUCAAGUGCAUAAUCAGGAGCAGUAAGGUUCGGGUCAAGUAGCCAGCGUCAAUUCCUGUAAUGAUUUUAUAAAAUCUGGGUCUCUAAGGUAGCAAUGAUAAUAGCUGAGAAAGUUAUUAAUAAAAUUUAAGUGAAGAACCUAGUUCGAUGUGAUUUAAAGCAGGAAAUGGAAAAAAAAUUAGACUAAUAGGAGAAACUCACUGAAGCACAAUAAAUCCCAUUGACAUUAAUUGAGGAGAUUCUACCCUGAAAGAAAAUGUUUGGAGCAGCUGUUAAAAGACAUAAUCAACAUAACAAUGAACAAUUAAAGAAAACAAAAAUGACGAGAAAAGCCUUUUCUCUUUAAAAACACCAGAUCCCUUAUGGGAGGGUAGUGUUCAAGUUUCCCAAAUUUCUUCAGUGUGGCAGACAACCUCUGGAAUUAUUUUUGGCCUCCAUACAAUAAUUAACUCUGACCCAAAGUUCAAAAUGUACAUGAAUUGUCAAAUGGUAAAAUUAUCACAUAUACUUACCUUACAGCUAGAGGAAGUGGUAUAUAAAAUAGUUUGCCAACAUCGUAAUAGGAAAUUUUGAGUGGUGUUAAUAAUAUACUGCCAUUUAUUGACAUGAUACCAUAUUUGAAAUACUGUGCGAUACUAUUAUAAAACGUAUCAGUUAUUUAUUUAGCACUUGACUAGUCAGUAUUUGUAUGCAUAACAAUCGUGUAUGUGUUAUGAGUUGAUGCAAUCUGAUUUAGAAUAGCCAUGGCAUAAUGUACUCGAGCUAGAGAUAUUUUGCAACAUGGACAAGAAGUAUUCCCUUUGAAAAAGGGGACUUAUAGAAAUUGUAGAAAUCUUAUGCUUAAAGUAUUUUGUUUGAUAUUAGCACCAGGAAAAGGUAUUGGAAGUUCAAUGGUGAUAGUUAACUAAUAAAAAUCAAGAAUAAAAUCCAUUCUCUUUCAGUCUCGGAACAAAAUGCAGCAUUUGAGACCAUGAAAUGUAACUUGCACUUUCAACUGGAGAUGGGCAGAAUAUUUUGGCACUAAAUUAGAACUACCAAUUCAGGAUUAAGGGCAUUGUUGUGUACCUUUAAUUGCUAUUCUAACUUUGAUUAAGAAAGACUUCAUACUAAGUAAACAUUCAGCUGUGAUAAAGUUUUACACAUUAGACUGCAAGUUGGAGUAUAAAUUUUAGGUCAAGCACAAGGAAAAAUUGAGUGUCACACAGCAGUAAGGCAAACAGAAGUGAUAAAAAACACAUUACAAACAUGCUUGAAAAGCACAAAUAAGGCAUCACACAGAAUGCUACAAAGUCCGAGAGCACAAAAUGGUUUUCUUUCUGUACUGACAAUAAAGUUUGUGGAGUAUUAUUGUAAUCCUGAAAAGUGAGACUAGAUUUGUGACAGCUUGACAAAAUGUAUUAUCUUUGUAUUAAUGGAUGUGGUCAAAUAAAUAGUAACCUGUGAUGUGCAAUGUGUUGAAUCAUUUGAAAUAUUAUAAGGUUUGAAUUGCCACAUAAUGCCAUGUUAGACACACUGCUACACAAGGAGAACUUCAGAGUUAUAAAUAUCAUAGCCUGACUGUUAAAAGAAAUAUUGCAGAAUUUCUAUUUUAAUUUUAAACAUUUAUCAGAUUAUUACUAUGAAACAUAAAGACAGUAUGCUUGCUAAACUGUAGGAGGCAGAGGGAGAUUAUAAAGCUAAAUAUAGAAGACAAAAUGUAACUCAACCAUAAUUUUUUCCAGAAAGAAAUUAAAAUGUGGCACAACUUCUGUAAGGAAUGGAGUUUCAUUUAUCUAUUUUUUUUUAAAAAGUCAGACUCCUCUCUUUGGACUUUCUUUUUGCCCAGGCAUCUUUCCCAUCCUUGUAGCAGUUAACAUUUAUCAAAGAUUAGAUUAUCACAUUUGCUCUAUUAAGUUGCUGUUCAUUUUGAAAACCUUAAAGUUGUAAAAGCACGAUUCCAACAAUAAAAAAAGAUACAAUGGUGACUACAUUACAACAAAAAUAUUCAAAAUUGCAUUUAAACUUUACAACACAGAUCUGGAACCAGAAUAGAAAAAUCAGAAUUCAAGUUACACUCAAAAAUCUAGUUUGAAGUGCUGAACAUUGCACGUUAAUUAUGCUUCCACACAUUCAUACAAAUCAAACCUUACUAGUCGUUUGCAUUAUUACAUACAUGCUUAAAGAAGCCAUUUUCACUCAAACUAUCUUCUGCAAGGCAGAACGGGUGGUCAAUGGGAGGGAAAUAUUCCAUACUUCUAUUCUUAGCAUGCACAGAAUGUAUAUUGGAAUAUUAAGCAAAUGUGCAUUCUUCCUGAUUUUUUUAUUUCAAUGGGCAUAACGUAGGGCAAAUUGUUCAGCAAGUGUGCUAACUUCCAUAUUAGGCAAAGCAAAAUUCUUAGAACCAAACUUUAUUGAGAAAUAACCCACUAAAGCCAAAAUAUGACUGAUGUUGGGAUAUGAUUUAAAGUAAAACUUCACAAUGUGAGACCAACCAUCCUUAUGGAGCUGGAGGUUGACAGCAAUUACUUGUAUUGUUAUAAUAUCUUUAGUAACCAAUGACCAUGAUCAAACAUGUCAUACAGUUGAUAAGCAUUACGUGUAUAAAUUUAGCAGAAUGAAAUAUCAAGAAGCAUUGCAAAUCUGCUCCAUUGCCUGUAAUAGGAAAGUCUUGGGGAUUAUAACUACUAAACGUCAAAUGAAAACCAUCAAUAUAUGUUUUACUCGAUUAUUUUAGAUUGCUUGGAUAGUGAACACUUCUAUUGCAUAUACCAGCAAUCAACGUACUUAAUUACAUUUGUACAUCACAGAAAUUAGGUUUAGAUCAGAUUUAAAGUUGACAUUGACAACUAUUUUCAUUAAUCACACUCUUACCAAUACAAACUUUACAACAGCAUCGACUCCACCACCUCUCCUCCUCCCUCUCCUGAAGGAAGUUAAUUUCAGAAGGAUUUUAUGAUUUACUUUGCUCACCUAAAUUACAAUAAAAUGUAAGUGCAAGCCCAAACUGCUGUCAUUUGUAAAAUAAUUUGCUGAAAAAGACUGAUCUGAUCCUCAACAGAUGUUUACUUAUACAUUUCAAGCACCGCUCAGUUAUUGGGAAUGGGAAUUAGUACAUUUUUCCCUCUUCUAACUCAAGAUUAGCAUGAUGAUCUUUGCUCCAGCUAAGAACUAAAGCACAAAGAAGCAACUCACAUAAUUUCCCUGGUCUACUUGGAUAAAGACUCAACCAA
Molecule: messenger RNA, 5933 nt
Organism: Pristis pectinata (smalltooth sawfish)
Lineage: Eukaryota; Metazoa; Chordata; Chondrichthyes; Rhinopristiformes; Pristidae
Product: probable crossover junction endonuclease EME2
Exons: 10
Coding region: 1-1800 (599 amino acids)
Biological process (GO): replication fork processing; double-strand break repair; resolution of meiotic recombination intermediates
Cellular component (GO): Holliday junction resolvase complex; nucleus
Molecular function (GO): nuclease activity; DNA binding
Source: RefSeq, a predicted model, not a curated record